CACUUGUGUUCAAAGUCAGCAGAAGGUUUGCGACUUGUCCAAAACUCUUUCCCCCCCAGAGCUAUCUGUCGAGGUUUAGAUCCAAGUCCUCUCUCUAGUCAACCAACUCAACCCUCCUCCCAAACCCUCGACCAGACCAUCCUCUAACGAUGAGUUUCGAAGUGAGGAACUUCUCAAGCGUGAGCUCUCGGAAUCCCAGGCAGUUAGGUAGUGUGUGGCGCUCAGCCCCUUUGUACGCUGCCAGUGUCCAUGGAGGGGGCUUUGGCAAUAGGAUCUCGGUGUCCCGGGGCUUUGGGGCUGGUGCCCUAGGCGCGAGUGGGGGUGUGGGAGCCUCUAGGAUCCUGAGCAACGAGAAGGAGACCAUGCAAGACCUGAACGAGCGUCUGUCCGCCUACCUGGAGAAGGUCCGCCAGCUGGAGGCUGCCAACAACCACCUGGAAAUCGAGAUCAAGAAGAUCCUCGAGGUCAAGGGUAGCUGCGAUCGGAACUGGAAUGAACAGGAGGACAUUCUCAGCAAACUUCGCCAACAGGUUUUUGAGAUGAUAGUGGAGAACGCCAACCUGGACCUGCAGAUCGAUAAUGCUCAACUGGCUGCUAACGACUUCAAAAUCAAGUGGGACGCUGAGCUGAGCAUCAGACAGUCGGUGGAGAUGGACAUCAACGCUCUCCGCAAACAAAUCGACGACAACAACAUAGGGCGCCUGCACCUGGAGAGCGAGAUCGAGUCACUGAAAGAGGAACUCAUUUACAUCCGCAAGAACCACGAUGAGGAAGUGAGAGCUCUCCAGGCGCAGAUCGGAAGCUCCAGUGUGCAGGUGGAAGUGGAUGCCGUGAAGGGAGUCGAUCUUUCCAAGAUGUUGGCCGAUAUCCGGGCGGAGUACGAGGGUCUGGCUCAGAAGAACAAGGACGAUGCCGAGAACUGGUACAAGAAGAAGAUGGAAUCCCACACGAUUGAAAUGACCCAGAAUGAGAAGGCAGUCGAUGGGUUCAAGAUCCAGAUAACUGAACUACGCCGACAGGCUCAGGGCUUGGAGAUUGAGUUGGAAUCGCUGAGAAGCAUGAAAAACUCGCUGGAGAACAAUCUGGAAGACACGGAGUUGAGAUACCAAAUAGAGCUGGAUAAGUUAAACGGCCAGUACGCCAUGUAUCAGCUCGAAAUGGAUAAGGUCAACCAAGAGAUGCAACGCAAAGCCAACGAGUUCAACGCCCUGCUCAACGUCAAGAUGAAGCUGGAGGUCGAGAUCGCAACCUACAGACGUCUGCUUGGAGGGGAAGAGGAGAGGAUCAUGGAGACGAUCAAAGAACCCGUAACUCAAACCAUCGUAAAGACCAUUGAGAUCACCCAGCAGUUAGUCGACGGCAAAGUGGUGUCGGAGAAUGAAUCCGUGAUCCAAGGCUAACCGUCGACGGGUCCAGCCAGCCACGCCUAGACACGCCCGUUUUCGCAGCUUAACGGGAGCCGAAGCUUUUUGUUUGAACAUGUAAUGCCUUUGCUUCUCAUCGAUACUUUCGAAAUAAAAUUUUCGCUCUGU
Messenger RNA from Callorhinchus milii (elephant shark), 1532 nucleotides. RefSeq names its product keratin 18a, tandem duplicate 1 (gene krt18a.1). Gene Ontology annotation, molecular function: structural molecule activity. The record is from RefSeq and is marked provisional. Gene Ontology annotation, cellular component: keratin filament. NCBI's taxonomy places the organism in Eukaryota, Metazoa, Chordata, Chondrichthyes, Chimaeriformes, Callorhinchidae. Gene Ontology annotation, biological process: intermediate filament cytoskeleton organization.